UUUAUGUCCAUUUUGGGUCUUCAGGUGGUGCAACUGUUUUCAUGUCUGGACAAGAUUACGUACAUUGAAUGGGCCCCUGAUUCUGAAUAUAUACUUUGUGGUCUUUACAAGAAACCUAUGAUACAAGCAUGGUCUUUGACACAACCUGAGUGGACAUGUAAAAUAGAUGAAGGUCCUGCAGGAGUUGCUUAUGCUAGGUGGAGUCCGGACAGUCGUCACAUACUCACGACAUCUGAGUUUCAGCUACGGUUAACUGUUUGGUCACUGGUUAACACCGCAUGCAUACAUGUCCAAUGGCCAAAGCAUGGGUCUAAGGGGGUAUCAUUUACCAAGGAUGGAAAGUUUGCUGCUGUUUGCACCAGACGUGAUUGCAAGGAUUAUGUUAAUCUGCUAUCUUGCCAUACAUGGGAGAUAAUGGGUGUUUUCGCUGUUGAUACAUUGGAUUUGGCUGAUGUUCAGUGGUCUCCUGAUGACAGUGCUAUAGUCAUAUGGGAUUCUCCUCUUGAGUACAAGGUUCUGAUCUAUUCUCCAGAUGGAAGGUGUCUAGCUAAGUAUCAAGCAUACGAGAGUGGACUAGGAGUAAAAAGUGUUUCAUGGUCACCUUGCAGCCAGUUUUUAGCAGUGGGAAGCUAUGACCAGAUGUUACGGGUUUUGAAUCACCUGACGUGGAAAGUGUUUGCAGAAUUUGUGCACCCAUCUGCUGUUAGAGGUCCUUGUUGUGCUGCUGUUUUCAAAGAAGUGGAUGAGAAACUCGAUAUGUCAGAAUUAUCACUGGGUGAUGAUUUCGCCCAGUACAGCAGUGAUAAUGCUUCGGAGUUACAUAGUCAAGUCAGAUACAAUGUUUUGGAGAUACCUAUCAAUCUUCCCUCUCAGAAACCUCCUGCAGAUAAGCCAAAUCCCAAGCAAGGAAUCAGCCUCAUGUCAUGGAGCAGUGAUAGUCAAUAUAUUUGCACUCGCAAUGAUAGCAUGCCCACUGUACUCUGGAUAUGGGACAUAAACCAUCUUGAGCUAGCUGCCAUCUUAGUUCAAAAAGAUCCCAUCCGAGCUGCAGCCUGGGAUCCCACAUGUCCACGUUUGGUUUUAUGUACUGGAAGCUCCCACUUGUACAUGUGGACACCUUCAGGUGCUUAUUGCAUAAAUGUUCCACUGCCUCAAUUUGCGGUAAUUGAUCUGAAAUGGAACUCAGAUGGGAGCUGUCUUUUUCUCAAAGACAAGGAGUCAUUCUGCUGUGCUGCUCCGGAGAUACUGCAAGAAUCCAGUGAUUAUAGCUCUGAUGACUGAUGCUUCCAUCAUACACAUUAUGAAACUCUAUGGAGCUGAAUUUGUUUUGUUCAUCAUACCUCCCAAAGUGAAUCAUUCCUCAAGGUGGCAGCUUAUCAUUUUUCAGUUUGCACUUUAACGUGGAAGAAAAGGUAAUCUUAGGUUGUGAUAAUCUUGAUUAUUUGCAUUGUAAUGGUGUAUAUUUGAGAUCCAAAAUAGUAGGACGGAUUUUAGAAUCCGGAUUUGUAACGUUAUCUCCAAAUAGACAGUCAAAGGGGGUCUCGAGAGAGUGCCUUUGCUUAUGCUGGAGAUCAAAUUUAAUGUAUUAAUAACUUUUGUCUAGUUAAUGCGCGAUGCCUGAAGCACAACUAUUGCCAUCUU
Messenger RNA from Lycium ferocissimum, 1641 nucleotides. RefSeq lists its product as uncharacterized. Gene Ontology annotation, molecular function: protein binding. The record is from RefSeq and is a predicted model, not a curated record. Gene Ontology annotation, cellular component: MWP complex; mitotic spindle; microtubule organizing center. The transcript has 5 exons. NCBI's taxonomy places the organism in Eukaryota, Viridiplantae, Streptophyta, Magnoliopsida, Solanales, Solanaceae. Gene Ontology annotation, biological process: mitotic sister chromatid segregation; protein localization to mitotic spindle pole body; microtubule anchoring at mitotic spindle pole body. Bases 4 to 1281 code for a protein of 425 amino acids.